Exophiala spinifera is the source of this 1053-nucleotide messenger RNA. RefSeq lists its product as uncharacterized. NCBI's taxonomy places the organism in Eukaryota, Fungi, Ascomycota, Eurotiomycetes, Chaetothyriales, Herpotrichiellaceae. The transcript is spliced from 2 exons. The record is from RefSeq and is a predicted model, not a curated record. The coding region runs from base 1 to 1053 and encodes 350 amino acids.
AUGUUCUUCACGAGAGGCCACUUCCUGGGGGCUCUUCUCCUCCUGCUGCACAGCGGAGCAGACGCUUGCUCUCGAGUAACCUACCAUGCCGGCGUCGAUGACCGUAUCACGGUCGGCAGAUCAAUGGAUUUCGUCACCUCGACAAACUCGAGCAUCUACGUGUUUCCGGCAGGUCUGGAGCGCAACGGCUCUGUCGCGGUCAAUCCGCUCCAAUGGACGUCAAAGUACGGCAGCAUCGUGGCCACCAUGUACGACGAGGUCACCAUCGACGGUAUCAACUCUGCAGGCUUGACCGGCAGUGUCCUCUACCUGGGACCCAGCGACUAUGGGGUGCGCAAUGAAUCCCGGCCCGGUCUCGCCAUCGGCCUGUGGCUGCAAUUCUACCUCGACAUGUACGACACGGUCGCGGCCGCAGUGGCGGAUCUCGACGAGCUCGACCUGCAAGUCGUGGCGGCCGCGCUGGUUCCGGGUGUUUCGUCCGUCGGCCACAUCUCUCUGUCCGACAAGUCAGGCGACAACCUCAUCAUCGAAUACCUCGAUGGCCAGUUGGCCAUUCACCACGGCGAGCAGUAUCCGGUCAUGACGAACGACCCGUCGUUCGACCAACAACUCGCCAUCUGGCAAUACUGGGAGCCAAUGUCCAACUACUCACUACCCGGUACUCAGACACCCGCAGAUCGCUUCGUGAGAUUGUCCUACUACAAUUCCAUAUCGCCCCAGUCUCCGGAUCUGGAGACUUCUCUGGCCGUCACGGCGGCUAUGAUCAGAGCCGUCAGCGUCCCUUUCGUGCCAGACAGCCUCAUCAACAAGAACCUGGAUGUGUGGCCGACGCUCUGGAGGGUCUACUAUGACGUCAAGGACAUGGUGUUUUUCUACGAGAGCGCCGUGCGCCCUGUCGCCGUCUACAUGGUCUUGAGCGACUACGACUUGGGCACAAACGGAACCGUCCAGCGCUUGGGUCUCGCCGACGGCGACUGGGAAGACUUGUACGGUGACAUGAAGGGCAAGUUCUCCCCUGCGGCGGUGUUCAAGCCGCUCGGCCCGCUCCUCUAA